Molecule: messenger RNA, 3645 nt
Organism: Cydia fagiglandana
Lineage: Eukaryota; Metazoa; Arthropoda; Insecta; Lepidoptera; Tortricidae
Exons: 12
Coding region: 157-2367 (736 amino acids)
Cellular component (GO): cytoplasm; nucleus; ribonucleoprotein complex
Molecular function (GO): RNA helicase activity; RNA binding; ATP binding
Source: RefSeq, a predicted model, not a curated record
CCGGCUUGUAACGACUUUGAAGCUCGUAUUUCUUUAUAGCCAUAUUCGCUUAAUAUUUCAUUUAAAUCGAGUAUUAAUCGAGUCUAAGUUGUUGUAAAAUUAGCUAAUUUGUUUUAAGUGUGUUACUGAAGAAGAUCUCACUUUAUCUACAGUAAAAUGUAUGACGAUAGGCGCGGGGGUGGUCGUGGCGGGGGCCGUGGUGGCCACCGUGGUGGAGGCAGAGGCGGGCCUAGAAGCGGCGAUAGAUCAGAAGACAGAGGCGGCAGUAGAUUUGGCGGGCGAGAUGGCGGCGGUAGAGGAGGAGGCCGCGGCGGUGGACGGGGCUUCGGUGGCGGUCGAGGCGGCGGAGGGCGUGAUGAUUACCGCAGCAACUUUAAAAAUGAUCAACCUGGAGGCAAUCUCCGUAAAAUCCGCUGGGAUACGGUUGAGUUGAUUCCGUUUCAGAAAAACUUCUACGUUCCCUGCGAUAGCGUCGCUCGGCGCACGCCAGCUGAAGUCGAAGCGUACCGCAGCCAGCACCAAAUAACUGUAAAAGGCCGCGACGUGCCUAACCCUAGCAUCUUUUUCGAAGAAGGUGGCUUCCCUGACUAUGCUAUGAAAGAGAUUCUGAAGCAAGGUUUCCCCAGUCCAACCCCAAUUCAAGCCCAGGGCUGGCCGAUUGCUUUAUCGGGAAGAGAUUUAGUUGGUAUAGCUCAAACUGGCUCAGGAAAGACCUUGGCUUACAUCUUACCUGCGAUUGUGCACAUUAUUAAUCAACCGAGGCUGCUGCGAGAUGAUGGCCCCAUUGUCUUAGUAUUGGCACCGACUAGAGAGCUUGCUCAACAAAUUCAACAGACUCUAGUUGCGAUGAACGGGAUACCAGCAGAAAUGGAUGAUCCCAACACGGACACAAGAAUUGUCGCCAAUGACUUUGGUCAAAGUGUGGCCGUGCGCAACACGUGCGUGUUCGGCGGGGCUCCGAAGGGGCCGCAGGGGCGCUGCCUGGAGCGAGGCGUGGAGAUUAUCAUUGCUACACCUGGCCGGCUUAUUGACUUCUUGGAGAAGGGUACUACAAACCUGAAGCGCUGCACGUAUUUGGUGCUGGAUGAGGCUGAUAGGAUGCUGGACAUGGGCUUCGAGCCCCAGAUCAGAAAGAUCAUUGAACAGAUCAGACCAGACAGACAGGUUCUGAUGUGGUCCGCAACCUGGCCCAAAGAAGUCCGGAACCUCGCGGAAGAAUUCCUCCACGACUACAUCCAAAUCAACAUCGGUUCCCUCCAGCUGUCGGCCAAUCACAACAUCCUGCAGAUUGUGGAUGUCUGCGAGGAAUGGGAGAAAAAUGAUAAGCUGAUAACUUUGCUCACUGAGAUCUCAUCGGAGGAGGAGACUAAGACUAUUAUUUUUGCUGAAACUAAGCGAAAGGUGGACGAAAUAACCAAGUCCAUAAACCGCGCGGGGUGGCGCGCGCUCGCCAUCCACGGCGACAAGAACCAACAGGACCGCGACUACGUUCUACAGCAGUUCCGGAACCAUCCCCGCGGCGUUCUGGUCGCCACCGACGUCGCUGCCAGAGGGCUUGAUGUGGAGGACGUGAAGUUUGUGAUAAACUAUGACUACCCGAAUAACUCGGAGGACUAUGUGCACCGCAUCGGACGCACGGGACGCUCGCAGAAUACCGGCACGGCGUACACGCUAUUCACUCCCAACAAUUCUGCUAAGGCCAAAGAUUUGAUGUUGGUGUUGCAAGAAGCUAACCAGGUGGUGAACCCAAAGCUGUUGGAGCUGGCGCAGUGCGGGAUGGGCUUCAAGGGGAAAUACAAUCGUGGCCGCUACCGCAACGACCGUGACGACGACAGGGGGGGUCGCGGCGGCAGAGACGGCGGGCGCGGGCGGGGAGGCGGACGCGGCGGCGGCCGCGGGGGGUCGCGCUUCGGAGACCGCUCUGGAGGCUCACGAUGGGACAAUAACUCCAGCACCGACAAUGGAGGCGGCUACCAAAGCGGAGGAGGUUACGGCGGCCGAGGCGGCGGCUUCGGCAACCGCGACGGCGGCGGCGGAGGUGGAUUUGGCAACCGCGACGGGGGUAGCGGUGGUUUCGGCAACCGGGAUGGCGGUAGCGGUGGUUUUGGCAACCGUGAUGGGGGAAGUUAUGGCAACCGCGAUGGCGGCGGUUUUGGAAACCGCGAUAGUGGGUUCAGAGGACGCGGCGCGCCUAGGGGAGGUGGCAGAGGCCGAGGCGGGUCCGGCGGAGGCUUCGGCGGCGCGCCGGGCGCGGGCGCCGCGGGCUUCAGCGUGCCGCCGCCCGCGCCCGCGCCCGCGCCCGCCUCCUACUACAACAUGUACGCGCAGCCGCCGCCGCCGCCCAACAACAAGUUCAUGCCCAAGUAAUAUUAACUAUAUUACACACGACGACAUCAGAAAUAGACCAAUUUUUAAUGUGGAUUGUGUUUUUGAACUUUCAAUAAAUUAAGACCGGACAGAUUUGGUGAAUUUAGAUUUCUCGUCUUUGAUGUGUUGAUGCAAAAUUUUAAAAUACUCAAUAAUUGGUAAACUAGACCGGACAUCGAACUUUUGGCGGAUAUUAAUAAUAGGAACUAUCGAUGCUUUUCUCAUAUACUAGUUGUCGCUCCCGACUUUUUCCGCUAAUUGCGGGCCUGAAAACUUAGGAACGUCCUAAACAAUCUUAAAUUAAAUCUAAACUACAAAACGUAAUUCAAAACCAAAAAAGGUAAGACAAUGUUGCCCCUGCAAUAAUUUGUUUGUAAAAUAGUAAAUUCCUUUUGAUAAAUAAUCACACUAAGUUAAUUUAUUUAUUAGUAAUUUUACUCCUACGAUUUAAAAAAGUACUUUUAUUUUUGCAUAAAUACAAGACGCGCUAGUAAAAAAAUGGCAACAUUUUCUUACUUUUUUUUGUCUUGAAUUACGUUCUGCAGUAUAGUUACUGAAUUCGUUCAAAAUGUUCGCUUAUUAAAAUUGUCUUUAAUCCCUGACCCUUCAAGUGGGAAGCCGCCGGCUCUCGACCGAUGACGUCAUUUGAUUAAUUGAAAUAAAAUCAAAAUUCAAACAACUCAAAAAAUAAUAUAUGCCACUUGAAGAGACUGAGGUUUAUCUUUUUAGUAUUUUCCUGAAGGAUUUCUAAUGUAUCAACACAUUUAUUUUUAAAAUACCAUUUUGUGGUUCUUCAUGCUCCAAAUACUUCUUGACACCACUUUUUUUUUUUAAAUUAGCUAAUGAAAAAUAAUGUGAAAAUAGUGUGAAUUGUGUGAAUCUGUACCUUUUCUUAUUCUUAAAGUAAACUAGCUAAUUAUUUUCUCCACACAAAUAAUAAUCAAAAUUUAAACUUUCAAGAUCCACCUUAACUUUUUUUUGAAGACCAUCUAUAUCAAAAUUGUGAUUUUAUUCUUGCAUUGCAAGCCUAGAAAUAUCUAGAUAAGUAAACUUAGUAUAAUAAAUAAUAAUGCUUUGGAUACUGGACAAUUUCUCCUCUAAAACUAUGUUCAUAAAAUCUAGAAAAAUAUGUAUGAAGUAGAGUGUACAUUAAAACUACUGUUGUGUGAAUUAGGUUUUCACCGCUAUCUGUGAACAUUCCCAUACUUUGUCAUAGAGCACUGGUUGCAGUCUGUGAAAUGUGCAAUUCAUCAAAUAAAUGUUUAUAUUGUAUAAGGA